This is a messenger RNA of Adineta ricciae, 999 nucleotides long. The record is from the annotation of a GenBank genome assembly. NCBI's taxonomy places the organism in Eukaryota, Metazoa, Rotifera, Eurotatoria, Adinetida, Adinetidae.
AUGAAUUCAACAGCACAGUGUCCAUCGUGUUUCUAUGGAUCAAUCUGUCAGUUUACUACGCUGUAUUCUGGUAUUUCGAUGGAGACUUUCUUAGAUAUGCCUUUUCUAUCCAAAGAGAUUGCGUUUGGCGGUAUCGCUGUUAUGCUUGCUUUUGGAACGAUAUGUAACAUUUUAUCGAUCGCUACAUUUUGUCAAGCAUCGAAAGGACGAGGAAACCGGAUCUAUCGAUUAUGGGUGACAAUUGUUGGACAAUGUGGAACAAUCGUAUUUGCUCUUCGAUUAUUUCUUAUCAUCAGCAGACAAAGCAGCGGAAUUCUUGAUUGUUUUCUUCUCGAGUAUCUCAUAUCUGUCAUUCCAGUUCUAUAUUAUUCGUUAACAGCAUGUGUAUUUAUCGAGCAAACCGUUGUCGCACAUAAACAUUUACAUUUCGAUAAAGAAAGCAGUCGACAUACAGCCAGUUUAGUGAUUCCCGUAUUAAUUAUCUAUCAUCUGAUUGUCAAUCUUUAUAUACCAUUUCAAUAUCAAUUACUUCGUGACCCGUACAAACCAACUCGUUCUUGGUGUAGUUCGGAUCAUCAGAAUUAUUCACUCACUAGGUUUGUUACGAUAAUCAAUACCAUGCAUCUCAUCUUACCUUUCAUUCUCAAUUUGACUUCACCGAUCGUCAUGAUCAUGAUUCUUACUAAAGAUAAACUAGAUUCGAAACAAAAUCGAAGAUUUUGGUCUAGUCUCAAAGAUGUUUUAAACACUUACAAAGGCAACAUCGCCAUUCCUUACGUUCUCACCAUCUUAACGAUUCCUUAUCUUGUCGUUAACUUUCGUCUUAAUUGCAUUACACAAUCCUGGCAAAACGCAAUCUAUUUAAUUGCAUAUUUUAUCUACUUGAUACCAUUGCCAACGUCUCUUUUUCUUUUCAUCCUUCCAUCGCCGACAUUCACCGAAGAACUCUGCAAAAUCUAUCAACGUACAAUCGUUUAUGUCCGUUUGAGACAAUAUUAA